This is a messenger RNA of Oreochromis aureus, 1062 nucleotides long. It is a transcript of the gene il22, whose product is annotated as interleukin 22. Bases 93 to 659 code for a protein of 188 amino acids. The record is from RefSeq and is a predicted model, not a curated record. NCBI's taxonomy places the organism in Eukaryota, Metazoa, Chordata, Actinopteri, Cichliformes, Cichlidae. The transcript has 6 exons. Gene Ontology annotation, cellular component: extracellular region.
CUUCUCUCCACAGCAGCACCUGCUAACAGGUUGAAACUCUCAGACUCUCUCUGCGAUCUGAAACGACUGAGAUACACCUAUCCACCUGUACUAUGAAGCGCAACACUGCCACUGUUGCCUCCUUCCUCCGUCCCGCUGCAGCUGCAGUUCUCCUCCUGCUUUUCUUUGGCUGGGAUGAACAGGCUUGGGCACAUCCUGUGGACCGUCCACUCAGCCCGGUGCUCAGACAUCCGCAGACCUACCAGGACGUCCGGCAAGUGUCAGAACAUUAUCAGAGGAUCCAGGCAAAAGACGACGAGGACGACACGAGUAUGAGAACGAUACCCAGAGUUGAUACUAACGAUCACCACUUGGAGAUCUGCUGCCUGCACGCCAACAUCCUGGACUAUUACCUGACCAACAUCCUGCACCACACCAACAACGACCACGCCCACGUGCACCGGCUGAAGACCAACCUCCACCGCAUCAGCACCGACCUGCAGGCCCAUGGCUGCAAUGUCACUCAGUACCACGACCACAAAAAUGCUGUGGAUUUUCGCACCAAGCUUGAGAAGAUGGAGAAGAAGAAAGGCAUCACCAAAGCGAUCGGCGAGCUUGACAUCCUGUUCAGCUACCUGCAGGACUACUGCGUGGAGCCAAGGAACAGCACUGCCGCCUAACACCGCCAUAUCACCAAGUUUUAUACCAGCAGCUUUUAUACGUCUAUUUAUUCAUUUAUUUAAUUUGAGGACAUAUUUAACAUUUUAUAAAUAUACAGUUAAAAUAUUUCAGUUGAUUUAUUUAUUGAUGAUCAUAACAUGUAUUGACGAUUUUUUAAUGCCGGUGUUGUGCCAAAAAGUGAUUGCCUGCCAAAAACUGAUUUCCAAUGUUUCCGUGUAUUUUUUAUGUGUAAUAUCUUUACGUGUGUUGGUAAAUAGACUUCGGUGAACAGCUUUUACAAAGGGGUUAUAUAUAGAAUUAAAAAAUUAUCUGCUUUUUCAAGUAUCCUUACAAGUCUGUGUUAUUGUACUUACAUUAUAACCAAUCCGGUCCUUUAUCCCCACUUAAAAUAUUUUUACAAAA